UCAAAUUUUCCCGCUAAACUCUGAACGGAUAAAUAUUUUCAACAGUUGUAUGAGUCUGUUUUGUUUAAACUUCGAAUUUUUAUAUAUAAUUGUAAUCCUUUGAAAAUAAAUAAUUCAAUUAUAAUCAAAGAUAAUGGAAGGUUUCGAUCAUCAAGGAAUAUUUUUUAGCGAUAAUUUUUCAGUAGACGAUAAUCAAAGUAGUGGAGGCGUCGUAAAUUUCCAAAAUACCAAAAAGAAUUUCAAAGAGUUCCUUAGGCAAUUUCAUACAGAAAAUUUCAACUACAAAUAUAGAGAUACGUUGAAACGUAACUACAAUCUUCGAAAAUUUUACUUAGAGGUGAAUAUAGAAGAUUUGAGGAGCUUCGAUGAAACUCUUGCUGACAAAUUAACCAAACAGCCCUCUGAAUUCUUGGCGUUAUUUGAGGAAGCUGCAAGAGAUGUUGCAGAUGAACUCACCGCCCCUAGGCCUAAAGGCGAAGAAGAAGUGGAGGAUAUUCAAAUUAUGCUCACUUCAGACGCCAAUCCUUCGAAUUUGAGAGAUUUGAAGUCGGAAGCUGUUUCCCACUUGGUUAAGAUCCCUGGUAUCAUUGUAAGUGCGUCUGGAAUCAGGGCAAAAGCUACAAGAAUCACACUUCAAUGCCGUAGUUGUCACAAUAUAUUGCCAAAUCUUACAGUUAAACCUGGAUUAGAAGGUUAUAUUAUGCCAAGAACAUGUAACACAGAACAAGCUGGAAGGCCAAAAUGUCCACAAGACCCUUAUUUUGUGAUGCCUGACAAAUGCAAAUGUGUAGAUUUUCAAACGUUGAAACUCCAAGAAUUACCUGAUGGUAUUCCUCAGGGUGAGAUUCCCAGGCAUGUGCCUCUCUAUUGUGACAGAUAUCUCUGUGAUAAGGUAGUACCAGGGAAUAGGGUCAGUGUACUGGGUAUAUUUUCUAUUAGAAAAGUCACAAAGCCAUCCCGUGAUGGUAGAGAUAAGGCUAUAACAGGUGUAAGAUCGUCGUAUAUGAGAGUAGUUGGCAUUCAACUAAGCAGUGAUGGUUUGGGAGUAACUUCAUGUUCAACAGUAACGGCAGAGGAAGAAGAUCUUUUCAGAAGAAUGGCUGCUUCACCAAAUAUUUAUGAACGUUUGGCUAACAACAUUGCUCCUUCUAUAUUUGGUUGUACAGAUAUUAAAAAGGCUAUAACAUGUCUUCUCUUUGGAGGUUCACGUAAAAAGCUCCCUGACGGUCUAACCAGAAGAGGAGACAUUAACGUUUUAUUACUCGGAGAUCCUGGUACUGCUAAGUCCCAAUUACUGAAGUUUGUACAGAAUGUAUCACCUAUAGCUGUCUACACUUCUGGAAAAGGAAGUUCAGCCGCUGGUUUGACAGCCUCUGUUAUGAGGGAUCCAUCUACAAGAAAUUUUGUUAUGGAGGGUGGAGCUAUGGUACUUGCUGAUGGUGGAGUGGUAUGUAUCGAUGAAUUCGAUAAAAUGAGAGAAGACGAUAGAGUUGCCAUUCACGAAGCUAUGGAGCAACAAACUAUCUCCAUUGCUAAAGCUGGUAUUACCACGACAUUGAAUACAAGGUGCUCUGUCCUAGCCGCUGCCAACAGUAUAUUCGGAAGAUGGGACGAAACAAAGGGAGAAGAAAAUAUUGAUUUCUUGCCUACCAUACUGUCUCGUUUUGACAUGAUAUUCAUCGUGAAGGACGAACACGAUAAGAAUAGGGAUAUGAUUUUAGCCCGUCAUAUAAUGAAAGUACACAUGAACGCUGGUCAAGAAGUGGAGGAACACAAGGAGGGAGAAUUAUCUCUGGAACUCAUAAAAAAAUAUAUUUAUUUUUGCAGAUCACGAUGUGGGCCUCGUUUGAACGCCCAAGCGGCGGAAAAACUAAAAAAACGUUACGUCUUAAUGAGAUCAGGUUGUUUGCAAUCUGAAAAAGACAAUAAACAGUCUAGCGGCAUUCCAAUUACUGUGAGACAACUAGAGGCUGUUAUUAGGAUCUCAGAGUCUUUGGCUAAGAUGCAACUCGCUCCUUUCGCUACUGAGACUCACGUGAACGAAGCUCUGAGGCUGUUCCAGGUCUCAACGUUAGAUGCCGCUAAUAGCGGUAACUUAGCAGGUGCUGAAGGCUUUACCACAGAGGAAGAACACGAGAUGCUGUGCCGUAUUGAGAGACAGCUGAAGAGGCGUUUUGCCAUAGGUACUCAAGUUUCUCAGCAGAGUAUCGUCAAUGAUUUUGUACAACAACAGUAUCCCGAGAGAUCGAUAAUGAAGGUAAUUGUGGCUAUGAUCAGAAGGGGGCAACUCCAGCAUAGGAUGCAGAGGAAGAUGCUCUACAGGAUAGCCUAAAGAACAGGAAAUAUUUUUUUAGAUGUUAUAUUUUUUUUACUUUUUAUUGUGUUCGAAAUUAGUUGAGGAAUAAAUGAGUGGAGCACG
Harmonia axyridis is the source of this 2419-nucleotide messenger RNA. RefSeq names its product DNA replication licensing factor Mcm5 (gene Mcm5). Gene Ontology annotation, molecular function: ATP binding; DNA replication origin binding; single-stranded DNA binding. NCBI's taxonomy places the organism in Eukaryota, Metazoa, Arthropoda, Insecta, Coleoptera, Coccinellidae. Gene Ontology annotation, cellular component: MCM complex; nucleus. The coding region runs from base 134 to 2332 and encodes 732 amino acids. Gene Ontology annotation, biological process: double-strand break repair via break-induced replication; DNA replication initiation; DNA replication. The transcript has 11 exons. The record is from RefSeq and is a predicted model, not a curated record.